Molecule: messenger RNA, 1825 nt
Organism: Pterocles gutturalis (yellow-throated sandgrouse)
Lineage: Eukaryota; Metazoa; Chordata; Aves; Pterocliformes; Pteroclidae
Gene: SLC40A1
Product: solute carrier family 40 (iron-regulated transporter), member 1
Exons: 8
Biological process (GO): iron ion transmembrane transport
Cellular component (GO): basolateral plasma membrane
Molecular function (GO): iron ion transmembrane transporter activity; peptide hormone binding
Source: RefSeq, a predicted model, not a curated record
GAUCUGUCGUUGCCUAUUUUACGUCUGCAAAGUUUCUUCUUUAUCUCGGCCAUGCACUGUCCACUUGGGGAGAUCGUAUGUGGCAUUUUGCUGUGUCUGUAUUCCUGGUUGAACUGUACGGAAACAGUUUACUGCUGACUGCAGUGUAUGGACUGGUCGUGGCGGGGGCCGUUUUUCUUCUGGGAGCCCAUAUUUGGGUGGACAAGAACUCCAGACUCAAAGUGGCCCAGACGUCCUUGGUUGUACAGAAUGCAUCUGUCAUCCUGUGUGGUAUUAUCCUGAUGAUUGUCUUCUUGUUUAAGACACAGCUUUUGACCUUAUACCAUGGAUGGCUUCUUACAAUGUGCUAUAUCCUGGUUAUCACAAUAGCAAAUAUUGCCAAUUUGGCCAGCACUGCCACAGCGAUCACAAUUCAGAGGGACUGGAUUGUUGUGGUUGCUGGGGAAGACAGAAGCAAACUGGCAGAUAUGAACGCCACAAUAAGAAGAAUUGAUCAGUUGACCAAUAUCCUGGCCCCAAUGGCAGUUGGUCAGAUAAUGACAUUUGGCUCCCCGAUGAUUGGCUGUGGAUUCAUUUCUGGCUGGAACCUGAUGUCGAUGUGUGUGGAAUAUCUACUGCUCUGGAAGGUUUAUCAGAAAACUCCUGCUCUGGCUCUCAAAUGUGCAAAAGUUGAAGAAUCGGAACUGAAACAGCUGAAUGUAAAGAAAGAGAGCGACAUGAAACCUGCCGAAGGAGUGCAGUUAAUUGUUGAGAAAGAUGUAACUGGCUUUGAGCCCCAACAGGAGAAGGAAGUCAGCUGCGCUGCCCGGAUUGCUGAACCUUUCAUCACGUUUCGUGAUGGAUGGGUUGCAUACUACAACCAGCCAGUGUUUCUUGCAGGCAUGGGUCUUGCAUUUCUGUAUAUGACUGUUUUGGGCUUUGAUUGUAUUACUACAGGCUAUGCGUACACUCAGGGUUUGAGUGGCUCUGUGCUAAGCCUCCUGAUGGGUGCUUCGGCAGUCACUGGAAUCAUGGGAACAGUAGCUUUCACUUGGCUUCGUCGCAAAUGUGGCCUGGUUCGCACGGGCCUUAUUUCUGGAGUUGCUCAGUUUGCUUGUCUGCUCUUAUGUGCCAUCUCUGUGUUCAUGCCUGGAAGUCCUAUGGAUCUGACUGUUUCCCCAUUUGCUGACAUCAGUGCCAGGCUUUUUGAAAGCGAACCAUUACCUACUAUAGCAUCUCCAGAAGAUAAGCCCGAAAUGGUUUUUUCAACUGGAAUGCCCAACUUGUUAAACGGGUCUACUACUCCUGCUAACGGUGACCCAGAGAUGAGUCCUGAGCCUGUGCCUUUAAUCUCUGUUAGUCUUCUGUUUGCAGGAGUCAUUGCUGCUAGAGUUGGCCUUUGGUCCUUUGAUUUGACUGUCACGCAGUUGCUCCAAGAAAAUGUGGUAGAAUCUGAAAGAGGAAUCAUAAAUGGUGUCCAAAACUCCAUGAAUUAUCUGCUUGAUUUGCUGCACUUCAUCAUGGUCAUCUUGGCCCCAAAUCCUGAAGCUUUUGGCUUAUUGGUGCUUAUUUCUGUGUCUUUUGUUGCAAUGGGCCACAUAAUGUACUUCAGAUUUGCCCAGAAAAGCUUGGGAAAACAACUUUUUAUUUGUUGCACUCCUGAUACCAAAGCAGUCUCUGACAGUUCACCACCUGGUAAUACAUCUACUGUCUGAAAGGAUCCACUUCUCUUACUAACCUGCUAGCGCUACACAAUUAUCAUGGUUAAAACCUAUCCACGGCCUUUUAUGACCCUGUCUAAGGUGUUUCUUUAGAGUUGAAUACGUAACUUUGCUGUUUGAGGAAG